AUGGGAAAAUUCAGUACGUACAGGUAUUUAGAGCUAAAAGAUGAUACCUCAAACUCACAUAUCAAUGUAAGAAGAAGCCUGAAGCAGCCUCGGAGAUUCAAAAAGGUCUUCAUUUUUUUGAUAGCUUUAGGACUAUGCGGCACAUAUUUAUUGGGUCUUUUCGCGGGCCAGACACAGUGGUUCGAUGGCAUCGCGAAGAGUCUCGGUUACGAGAGCAUCACCCACCACGCUGUCAUCAUUGACGCUGGAUCCUCAGGGUCCAGGGUCUUAGCUUAUAAGUUUAGGGUGCCAUUCACAGUAUUCGGUCCAACCAGCCUAGAUCUAGUAGAUGAAUAUUUCGAAGAAACCAAGCCGGGCCUUUCUUCUUAUGUCGACGACCCUAAAAAGGGUGCCGAUACAAUAGUCCAAUUGAUAAAAAAGGCGGAAUUUCUCACCCCGGUAGAGAAGCGUCGCUCUACGCCUGUUAUUGUUCGGGCUACGGCCGGGUUGAGGCUCCUACCCGCUGAUAAAGCCAAACAACUUGUACAAGAAGUCGCCGAUGCAAUAGCCAAACUUGGCUACGAUGUGGGACCGAACAGUGUUGAAAUAAUGGACGGAUCCGAUGAAGGAAUCUUCAUUUGGUACACCGUUAAUUUAUUACAUAAUCUGAUAGGAGGAGAAACUAUGGCUGCUUUGGACCUCGGUGGCGGUUCGACUCAGAUAACCUUCCAACUGAGUGAUGAGGAUACAAAAAUGUAUCCGGCAGCUGAUCAGUUCGUGGUACCAGCUGGUGAUAAUAUCACCUUGUAUACUCACAGUUACUUGAACUUGGGUCUUCUGGCGGCCAGACACGGGGUAUUUAAGCAGGAAGCAGGCGAUAAUGACACGAAUGAGUUUGUCUCAGUGUGCGUUGACCCUAUCGUUCAAAAGGAGAAAUGGACGUACGCUAACAAACAGUAUAUUAUUAGUGGCGCCCCCCGGCCCGAAGGCAUGAAGCGCGAAGCUGUGUACAAGCGAUGUCACGCGGCUGUCACACGAUACGUGGAGCGGACACUCGACUGGGUCCCGCGUCGUGCUCCAAGUGGAAGCGUCGCAGCCAUGAGCUAUUUCUAUGACGUGGCCGCUGAUGCUGGACUCAUAGACGUAAUGGCGGGCGGGCAAGUGUCAGUGACUGCGUACCGUUCGGCGGCGAGACGGGCGUGUUCCGCGUCCAACGUGGAACAGCCAUGGGCCUGCAUCGACCUGGUGUAUAUGGUUGCCUUAUUGCACGAUGCCUAUAAGAUACGCGAUGAAGAACCUAUUUCGCUGUUUAAGAAAGUGAACGGUCACGAAGUGUCGUGGGCUUUGGGGCUGGCGUACACGACGGCUAUGAACAAAAUAACAACGGCCCCGGCCGCUUAG
Molecule: messenger RNA, 1380 nt
Organism: Pieris macdunnoughi
Lineage: Eukaryota; Metazoa; Arthropoda; Insecta; Lepidoptera; Pieridae
Source: the annotation of a GenBank genome assembly